Messenger RNA from Cylicostephanus goldi, 948 nucleotides. The record is from the annotation of a GenBank genome assembly. Lineage: Eukaryota; Metazoa; Nematoda; Chromadorea; Rhabditida; Strongylidae.
AUGAAUUCUUUCGAUUCUGUUGGAAGUAGUGCUUUUCACUCAUUUUCAAGUGCGGAAACACCUACUGUGUCAGCAGAAGAACACGACUGCACAAUACUGUCGGUGAGCGCUGCCGACGACAAUUGUGGGGUCGAAAAUUCUUUUUUCAAAGAAGGACCCUCAAUGGAAAUAGGCAUCGAUCAGUCAAGUGCUGAGAUGGUCUUCAAUAACCAAGUCAAUUCUUAUUGUAAAACAGAAGAUCGCAAUCGCCACGAGACAUCUGCUGCAGUUAGAGAGGAAGUUGAAAGAACAACAGCGAAAGAUGUGCUAAAGAAGACAACAAUUCUCAAAAAGCGCGCAAAUGUUGUUGAAUCUGCUGCUUCAAUUGAAGGCACCGGGGAAAGCAUAGAUGACACGUCCAAGACAAUGGAGCUUCGAAACGCGACUGAAACGCUAAAUUCUUCUGCCACUGUAGGGAAAAAGGAACAGACAGAGAAUGAUUCUAGAUUUUCAACAACCACCGAGGAAAGGAAGCGUUUGCAGGAUGCGAAGGGGGCGGAAAUAAGGAGUUCAAUGGUAAAGAAAGAUGCUGCUAAGCUCGAGAACACUUCUGCUGACGUCCAAGACAGCAAGAUGCAGAAUAUGAUUGAAGACAAUACCCUCUUAGAGCAGGCUGCAGGUGAACUUGUCGGUACAAAGACGGGAGAUGAUCGAGUACCUGUUGGCAAGGAAGAAGGCGCGUCAAAAUCGAAAAUGAGCCAGAAGAGCACAGACAUGAAAAUGACGGAAUCUUCGCUCGGAGCGAAGUCUAAGAAAGCUUCGGUCAAAGAAGAAAAAAUAACGAAGAUGCCAUCAAAAAGCCCCAAAGUAGAGGUAGAACAUGACAAUGGAGUGGAAGCCAGUGUUCCUCAGCUCAAGAAGCAGGAAGAAGCAAGUGGUGUGCAAGAUGAUGUUGCUCAAUCCGUAAAU